GAUCAUUCCUGGAUUUGUCUGAGGUAAGUGUGAUAUCGGAGGACGGUUGUCUGCUUUUUUUUGCGAUUUAAAAGACGAUUUUUAUCCCAGAGUUCGGCUACCACAUCAGUUUUGGUCAACAAAAACGACUUUCGAUGAUUCUCUGGAUUUCCGGCGCCAAAUAUUCGCCUUUCUCUAAUGUGUCUUUGUGCUGUUGUUUCGUUUCAGGUCUGAGUCGGUCUCAGUGAAGAUCUGGCGUCGAGGAUUUUUCAACUGUGUGCGAAGAUCAAAGCCCAAAAAAACUCAAUUUUUCUACUCGAGUAACGGACAUUCGCUUACUACUUUUUUGCUCCAGAUUGUUCAAGAAGGAAAAGCUCAAUUUCAGCCACCACAAUCCCGCCCAUUAUGCCAUUUUUCAGCCAAUAAUGCUAAAGUCAUGACAGUUUACGUUGUCUUAAACUGUUAAAAAGCUGAAAAUUGUUGCUGUUAAGCACAAUAUAUUAAUAGCAACCCGAGACGCAGAGGAGAGGUAUUAAUAGUAAGUGUUCUUUCAAACCAAUUUGAAUCGAAACGACGUAAUAUCAGUUAACCAGUUGUCUGUGUUGAAAAUGAUUCCAGAUAUAUAAAUAGAGACUAAAAGUUCCUAGCUGUAUCGAGCGGGGCGACCUAACUGCGCCACGCUUUCUAGAAGCAGACAGCAUGCUGAGAUAAAGCGAGACAGAGCUAGCUAGUGUAUGAUGAGCUCACACCGCAAAGCCAGAGCAGCGGCUUCAACGCCCUGCUUCUCUUUGUGUGUGAGACGGAGCAAUCCUAAUGAUUAGGAAAGUAACGAUAAAUCAUCGAAUAAUAAGCUAGCCAUCGCUGAUCAUAAGCAAUCUGUACAUAAAGAUUGCCAUAGGCAGAGCCAGGAAGUGACUGCAUUCAAUUGGGGCUUUUUAUAAACUGCAUUCUUUUCAAAGGAGAGCUCACUGGAACAAUCAACGCAAUCUACACAUAAAGAUUGCCAAGUGGCGCCUGUGGAUUUAGCCGAACCAGACUGAAAAGCAACAUUUUCUUCAUAAUAAUGUCGUUAGGUCUUAUUAGUUGGCGGAACUGGAUGCCGUUGAGCUAGCUUGGUGAAAUAAACCUCCCUAGGCAAUGAUAAUUUAUACAAAUGCAUAGCAGUCUGCCUAUAAAGAUUGCAUUUUUUGUGUUGUGUGCUUAACGAGUGCGUAGAUAGGCUAUUAUUUGUCUUGUCGAUUUUGCUUUAAAAUGGCGGACGGGUUGUCCUUUGCUCGGAUCACUCGAGGCAAUGGUGGCUUUGUUUUUCUCACUGGAUCUACGGGAAAUACUGUAGUUCGGAACGGCUGUCUCGCGUCGCCAUCAUCCCCAUAUACAGCUCGAGGUAUCGUCUUAAUAUCCGUGAGUCGCUAGCGGGGUAAAUAUAGUAGCACUUUGUAAACGAGCAGGACAAAUGGCAGGCGGGGGGACGUAGCCGUUGUAUUUUUAAAAACUUGUUGGAAUUCAAAGAUGGCGACCGGGCACCCGUUCUAUCUAGCGCAGCGCGUACACGAAGACAAGUGGUUAAAGAUAGUGGGCGUGGCUUGUCUCCGACUUCAGCCAAUCAGGGGAGCCACUGUCAGCUCACGGCGAGCUGCUUAUAUGAGAGAGGGAGACUUCGACAGAUGGCAUAUCAAAUCCCCCCGUGACCAUAAAUUCAUAUUACUGGCCUUUAGUGAGAACAACACUGGAUGCUUUGUGUUGACGAGUUCUAACACUAAACCUUUGGGCGGUUUGCUUAAAGAUGCCAGUUUUUGUGCUACACUCGAUUAAAAAGUGAAAGUAAGGCUACAUGGUCUUGUAGGAAGUGUGUUUAUACAGGACAGGCUGUAAUGUACGUUUAAAAGUUCAACAGUGUGUUUCUUCACAUCUGCAUUUCAUCCAAAACCUUGACAGAUACAAUGUUAAUCUAUUCUUUCCAGGGAAUGUACAAUCUUGUUGACUUUUUCUUGUUUGUUAUGACAACUGUGACGUUUCCAGGAAUUGUGUGUAUUGUUCCGUGUUCCGUGACUAUAAAAAGUUCUUCAACAACAGUGUUACGGUAAGCAGCUAUGGCCGUGGGCCCGGUGGACCCCAGAGAGGUGUUGAAAGGAGUUGAAGCUCUGCUGGGGAAGGAUGGAGAACUACGAAGCCUUGAGGGAGUUGCUAAAGUCUUCAGUCUCAUGAAGGCCUCGCAUAAAAUGGUCAGCAGAUGCAUGUAUCUGAACAUCUUACUACAGACGAAAUCACAUGAUGUGCUUAAUCGGUUUAUUCGAGUUGGAGGCUACAAGUUGUUGAACUCUUGGCUCACCUACUCAAAGACCACCACCAACACCCCCUUGCUGCAGCUCAUACUGCUCACCCUGCAGAAGCUCCCCCUGACUGUGGACCACCUCAAACAGAACAACACAGCCAAGCUGGUGAAACAUCUGAGCAAGAGUGGCGAGACAGAAGAGCUGAGAAAGCUGGCGUCUGUGCUGGUGGAUGGCUGGAUGGCUAUUAUUCGCUCUCAGAGUGUUUCCAGUGGAGCGUCUCCCAAUGACAAGAAACGGAAAAAGGAGGAUGGAAAAGUGCGUCCAGAGGUGAAGCCCAAAGAAAAGGGAGCAGAUGAGGAGAAGAAGAAAGACAAACCAAAAGCUUAUGCGCCAAGUCACGCAAAGAUCCGUUCUACAGGUUUGGAGGUGGAGAGUCCAGCUCCAGUUCCUGUAAAGAAACCUCCCACUGCACCCCAGCUUGGAGACAAAUACAACAUCAAGCCAGCUGUUCUUAAAAGACCAAGCACAUCUCCGACUGAUGCACCACCAGUGGAGAAGAAGUACAAGCCCCUUAACACCACCCCCAACUCCGCCAAAGAGAUCAAAGUCAAACUUAUACCCCCACAGCCAAUGGAAGCCACUGGAUUUUUGGAUGCCCUCAACUCCGCUCCAGUGCCUGGCAUCAAGAUCAAGAAAAAGAAACCAAAAGCAGUUUCCCCAACCACUAACAAGCCCUGUCCGUUUGACAGCAGGCCGCAGUCAUACUCUGGCACACAGGCCAAACCGUCGUCCCCUGAGACGCCCUCAUCUCAGACGCCUCCUCAUGAGAACCAAGAGCUGGAGCAACCCGGCACACCCGUGCCCACCGAGGACCCCGAAGCUAUGGAAACCGGUGAUAAACCCAAUGCUCUGUCUGAACCUCGUGGUGAGGAGGAGAGUCUGACUAAGAAAGGAAAGAAGAAGAAAAGUGUUCGGUGGGCGGAAGAGGAUCAUCUCAAAGAGUACUUCUACUUUGACCUGGAUGAGACUGAGAGAGUAAACGUUAAUAAAAUUAAGGACUUUGGUGAGGCGGCUAAACGGGAGCUGAUGAUGGACAGGCAGACGUUUGAGAUGGCUCGCCGUCUUUCUCACGACACCAUGGAGGAGAGGGUGCCCUGGACUCCUCCGCGACCUUUGACCCUCGUAGGCAGCCUGGUCAUGCCUGGUUCCAGCAGCAGAGAGAAGAUGAUCCAGAGAGACCGAGAGAUGGGCAUCCUGCAGGAGAUCUUCCUCAGCAAAGAGAGUGUUCCAGACAGUCCUCAUGAGCCAGACCCUGAGCCGUAUGAGCCCAUGCCUCCUCGUCUCAUCCCACUAGAUGAGGACUGCAGUAUGGAGGAGAAUUACAUGGAGCCUGCUGAUGCUGCUGCCUCUGGUGGCCCUUCAGGCUCUAAUGAAGGCUCCAAGCUGCCUCCUGUUCUUGCUAACCUCAUGGGAAGUCUGGGCAACAGCGGCCGCAGCCCUCAGGCGCAAGGCAACGCCCCACCUACCAGCAAUAACCCUGCUGUUAAUGUGCAGGAACUACUCACAUCUAUUAUGGGUGCUCAGGGAUCUAACCAGUCUCCAGAGGACCUGAUCAAACAGCCUGAUUUCUCAGAUAAGAUCAAGCAGCUUUUGGGCUCCCUGCAACAAAACCAGAACCAGAAUCAGAACCAGCCUGCCAAUGCUCCGCCAAUGAACACGGGUCUGCUUGGCCACGGCCCCGGCCCCGGCAUGAACAUGAACAACAUGCCGAUGCCCAUGAAUGGAGGUUUCCCUCCAAACAAGCCGCCUGGACCACAUUUCAACCAUCCUCCUCCUCCUCACGGCCACGGCCCACCCUUCAACGCCGGCGGCCCGCGCAUGAUGGGCCCCCCGCCCGGUCCACAGGGCCGCGGAGCGGACAACGGCAACUACUGGGGCGACGACUCCAUGAGAGGAGGCCCACACCGAGGAGGACACUUCCACCGGGGGAGAGGAAGAGGAGGAGAUCCGGGCUUCAGAGGACGAGGGGGACGCGGAGGACCACGUGGGGGACAUAACAACAUGGGCGACAUGUCGAAGAGACCAGUGUGUCGCCAUUUCAUGAUGAAGGGAAAUUGUCGGUAUGAAAACAACUGUGCGUUUUACCACCCCGGUGUAAACGGACCACCACUUCCUCCCCAGCACGGACACUAACGCACUGAAAACUGCUGUUCCACAAACUCUCCACUAGUGGGCAACAGGGCUCAAAACGAGCCCCGUGUACAGUGACUGAAUCAGGGGAUGUUUGCGUCUGUGACCGCACAAUCCCACCUGCUUUCUCCGACUGUACAGCUGCUUCAUCAGGAUCUGAACAUUAGUUUCUUCUCCAUUUUACACAUCUGGAAAGCUGUGAGAAGAUCCGAGAUCCUCCAUGAGAAGUCAAACAGUGACUAAACCCAUUACUUGACUUUGCGGUGUAAAUAGCGAUUCCUGGAGAUGGUGACUGAGAUGUGUAUAUUUUUUAUUGUGAUUCUGUGUACCACUGAUCUGACUGCUAAAGAUUGUACUACAUAACCACUAGGACUUGGUGUAAAUAAUGGUCUUCAGCCAGUGGUCUACAGUUACUUAAGCUUCUCCUUCCUGAUGGCCAAAAGAUACUGGAUGUGCAGUUUUCUAAAUUAUAAUUUGCACAUCAGUUGCAUAAUGAAAUGGAUACUUACAGCACAGAAAUUUUAUUUUAAGGUUGAAUUCAGUCCCUCUGAAGUUGCCGUACUGUCUAAUGUUUUAUUUUCAGGUUUCUAUUGAAGAGGGAGAAACCAUACUUCAAUGAAAUGUGUAGAUGCUUUCAAAUUUCCAAGUUUUCGGUCAGUUGGCAUGAAAAGUGCCUCACACAUGGUCCUUCUUUUUUCAGUCCACGAGUUUUAGUUUCAGAAAUCCUGAAACGUAUCCAUGAAUUGGCAUUAUGUUCACUUUAUGCCCCUCAGAGCUAUUACCUUUUGCAUCUGGGCACAAAAUACAGCAUUUUUGAAGUCCCGUUUGAAUACUUGAAUUGACACGUUGUGAUGGAAAGUGAUCCUAGCCUGCUUAAAGAAAUAUCAGCUGUCGUUCUGUGUAGUGUGACAAUCAGGAGAUUUAGUGAUGAUUUGCUACUUGAUGUUGAUGCUCUGGUUUGAUUUGCUGUGCGUUCAUGUUCUCAUGCUGACUCGUGUGGGUCUGUCCUGCUCUAUCAGUGUUCAACUGAGCCUAACCUGGGCUACAAACCACUAUCAAGGCCAAACGUAUUCAGGUGUUUUCUGUGAAAACAGUGGCCAUUGUCUCUUGUGGGACUCGAUUUUCUUUUUCUUUUGUUGGAUUCACUAUUUUCCCAUGAUUUUAUUUUGAUACAAGUCUAAUGUUUUUUUUUUUUCUAUGAUUGUCGGAGAGAUGUCUAUGUGUCAGAGCGCCGCAUAAACACAAUAAAAGGCACAUUCAGAAAUGUAAGGUGUUUUUCUACAUGUAAAUUAAUAAACGUUACCAAAUUCA
Labeo rohita (rohu) is the source of this 5753-nucleotide messenger RNA. It is a transcript of the gene ppp1r10, whose product is annotated as protein phosphatase 1, regulatory subunit 10. The record is from RefSeq and is a predicted model, not a curated record. The coding region runs from base 2070 to 4445 and encodes 791 amino acids. The transcript is spliced from 18 exons. Gene Ontology annotation, cellular component: nucleus. Lineage: Eukaryota; Metazoa; Chordata; Actinopteri; Cypriniformes; Cyprinidae. Gene Ontology annotation, molecular function: metal ion binding.